Molecule: messenger RNA, 6386 nt
Organism: Erpetoichthys calabaricus (reedfish)
Lineage: Eukaryota; Metazoa; Chordata; Cladistia; Polypteriformes; Polypteridae
Gene: rimbp2b
Product: RIMS binding protein 2b
Exons: 25
Coding region: 206-4723 (1505 amino acids)
Biological process (GO): neuromuscular synaptic transmission
Molecular function (GO): protein binding
Source: RefSeq, a predicted model, not a curated record
AGCUCAGUAUGUUUUGCUGGAACAAAACCAUGAAAAUCUUGAAAUGGUUAACUUUAUCCAGAGGAAUCCACAGCAUGACAAGGUAAAAUAAGAAUAUGACUUUCUAAGGGAAUCUGAUCACAUUUUGUCUCAAGAACGAGAUUUGGCCCUGAAGGAGAACAAGCUCCAAAUCAAACUGGAGAAUCUAGAACAGGUCCUAAAGCAUAUGCGAGAGGCUGCUGAAAGGCGCCAACACCUGGAGUUGGAGCAUGAGCAAGCACUGGCAGUACUUAAUGCAAAACAGCAAGAGAUUAACCUUCUGCAGAAGGCUCAGGUUGAAGCUAAAAAGGAACAUGAAGGUGCAGUGCAUCUUCUAGAGAAAACCUUGGACAGCAUGCAGGCCAAGGUUCGUGAACUGGAAGAAAAAUGUCGGACUCAGAGUGAGCAAUUCAAUCUGCUGUCAGAGGAGUUGGAGAAAUUUCGAUUGCAAGCUGGGAAAUUUGAUUUUCUUAGCUCCAGUCCUUUAGCUGUAUAUGGUUCUCCAGGAUAUUUAAAUAAGUCCCUUUCUCAGAUUAUCAAUGGUCUGGCUACUCCAUCUGGGAAAGGUAAUGACAACCCUGCUUCAGCUAGAACUGUGAUCUCAGAAAUUAUCCGACCUAUCCAGAAAUCUCCUGACAAAACCGAUUUCCUGUCUGUCAAACCAGCAUUCCUUGUCAGGUCUGGUCCUAACAGUCCCAGGCGUGGGUUCUUUGCUGAGAUGGACAAUGAACUAGUUUCCACUACAGCUAAAGUGAGGUAUACAGGAAAGGUUCGUCUUUGCAUUGCUCGGUACAGUUACAAUCCUUACGAUGGGCCAAAUGAGAACCCCGAGGCUGAGCUUCCACUUGUGGCAGGAAAAUACCUUUAUGUUUAUGGAAAUAUGGAUGAAGAUGGUUUCUAUGAAGGUGAAUUGUUGGAUGGGCAGAGAGGCCUUGUCCCUUCCAACUUUGUGGAUUUUGUCCAGGAUGAAGAGGUGCCUUUGGACCAAGCUGUAGAUAACACCAAGGAGCACAGUUACUUGAACCACACAAGCCUUGAGUCAGAGGGCACAAGCAGUGUAGUAGUAGACUCAAAAUACAAUGGCAACUUUGUUGGUGAUGCAGUCACUUGCAACAAUGGAAUGGGAACCUUAGAUGUUAACAUUGAUGAGAUUGGUGAAGAUAUUGUGCCUUACCCAAGAAAAAUUAACUUGAUUAAACAAUUAGCUAAGAGUGUAAUUGUUAGCUGGGAACCUCCUGUUAUACCUCCAGCAUGGGGAACCAUCAGUGGUUACAAUGUUUUAGUGGACAAAGAAGUGCGAAUGAGUGUUCCUUUUGGUGGAAGAACAAAAUAUUUAAUAGAAAAGCUCAAUUUAGUUUCUUGCACAUAUCGGAUAUCCAUACAAAGCAUUACAGAGAGAGGCUAUUCAGAUGAAUUUCGAUGCACAAUGUUAGUGGGGAAGGACGUAGUGGUUGCACCUCUUUUCCUCAGGGUGGACAGCACCAAGCAAAUUUCUGCUGAGCUUUCAUGGAUGCCUAGUAACAGUAAUUAUAGCCACACAAUUUUCCUCAAUGAUGCAGAGUAUGACUUGGUAAAGGCUGGCUGCUACAAAUACCAGUUUUAUAAACUAAAGCCCAAUUCAGUUUACAAGGUUAAAGUUGUGGCACAGCCUCAUCAGAUGCCAUGGCAGCUUCCCUUGGAACAACGAGAAAAACGUGAAGCUACAGUGGAAUUCUGUACUCAGCCUGCAGGUCCCCCAGCCCCUCCAAAGGAUGUGAUUGUCCACUGUGGGGCUUCUCCUGGCACAAUUCAGGUUUCCUGGAAGCCCCCUCUUCUGUCUCCAACAGGAACCUCCAAUGGCGCCAGUGUCAUUGGUUAUGCUGUCUGCACAAAAGGGCAAAAGAUUGCAGAAAUAAUGUUCCCUACAGCUGAGUGUGUGCUUAUUGAACUAAAUCGGAUCCAGGGUUUAGAAGCAAGGGAAGUUAUUGUCCGAACGCUGUCAGCACAAGGGGAGUCCACAGACUCCUCCGUCGCCAUCAUUCCGCACAGCCUUCUUGUGCCUCUUCCUUCACCUCACUCUCUCUCUGCUCCUAAAACGAAGCCAUUAUCAAGUGCCAGAGAUUCAGAAACCAAAGAGGAGCCUGGUGUCAUUCAUGGUGUGAGACUCAAUGAAUCCUGGGAGCCGGCUCGUUCACCUUCACCUGUUCAUCAUGGGCAAUCCUUAGAACCACCUGCUCCGCACUUUCAUAGUCCUUCACAUGGACAUCGCUCUCCUUCCCCACAGAGGAUCCUUCCCCAACCUCAAGGAGCUCCAAUACCCAACACUGUAGCCAAGGCCAUGGCUCGAGAGGCUGCCCAAAGAGUUGCUGAGAGUAACAGGAUGGAAAAAAAGAGUAUUUUCAGUGAGAGAAGCACUGCUGUUCAUGCUUUAAACUCUGAUGAAGAAGAGGAUGGAUAUGAAAGUCCACAUGUUAAAAGACGUGGAGCAUCUGUGGAUGAGUUCCUGAGAGGCUCAGAAUUGGGACGACAGUCCCAGUACAGCCACACUGAAGAUUACUUGUCAGAGAGUAGUCGGGGUUCAGAUUUAUCUGACAUUAUGGAGGAAGACGAGGAGGAGUUGUAUUCGGAGAUGCAGCUGGAGGAAGGUGGACGAAGGCGCAGUGUUACCUCUCAUAACACCCUUAAGCCUAAGCAUAAUGUCUUUGAAGAGGAAGUCAAACCUGAAAUGCCUUACCAGAAACAACCUUGCAGUAAAAAGCUUUUCAGUAUCCCUGAAGUAGCUGAGGAGGACUUUGAUAUCACAGAAAUGAACCAAACAUUUAAAAAGCGAGAUAAUCACAGUAGGUAUAACAGAAGUUCGACAGACACGGGCUCAGUGCUCAGAAGAUUCAAAGCGCCCAGCAAUGAGUACCAGCCAAACACACGAAGGCAGUCUUACCUUUCUCCAACUAAACAAGGUUCUUUCCACAAUUUGAGAGAUGGGCCUAACGCCUGCCAUGCGGACAGUGGAUCAUUCAGUAAAGAAUGGGCUUACAGUCGGGCAAACAGGCAGAGCACUAGAAGCCCUGAUAGUGGACUGGAUUGUGGCAGUGAAGAAGAGGACAGUCGCUCUUUAAAUUACAGAAGUUCUCUAACAACGAGUCCCCAGAAAAGUGUUCAAAUCACCAACAUCAAUGGCAAACCGCCCCAAAGUAGCUGCACUCCGUCCGGGGCUCGUAAAAGGACACUGACAAGGCAGUGCAGCAUUGAAGAAGAUUUUGGGCAGACACCCCUGCCGGUGGUCAAAACUGUGCAUGUAGCAGACUUUAAAACCUGGACUGUCCCAUGCAGAUAUCGAACGGAUAUGUGCCAGACAAACAUUAGGAAAGACUUAGUUUCGGAGGAAGGGAGAAGCCAUGCAUCGAGAACUGAAUCACAAAUUAAUCAAAAAGACUUUAAAUCAGCAAAUACCACUGCAAUGCUGACCAGCAGGGAAACAGAAGAGACUCUGAUUCUAGGGAACCCUUCUUCCACAGGACGAGCCGAUAGGCUGGAUUACUCAGGAAGAAGAUUGUCGCACAGCAAUGCAAUCUGUCAACGUCCCCGGCCGAUGAUGGUUCCAUCUAUUGAAAUCACCAUGGACAGUAACAGUGAAGGGGGCCAAUCCAGGUCAGGGAGUGAGGGGAAUGUCUCACCUGUCAAGGAGGAUGUUUACUAUCGCAGUGUAGCUGGACGCAGGAAAUGGCCAUUGCAGCGCAGUAUGGCCUCUGAGCAACGAUAUGAUGGUUACAGUGGCCAGGACCGGCACUCUUCUGAGUUCUAUGAUGAAUCGGAGCCCGAUUUGAAUGAAGAGCCAACUCGGAUAUUUGUUGCCCUGUUCGACUAUGACCCUCUGUCAAUGUCUCCUAAUCCUGAUGCUGCAGAUGAGGAGCUUCCUUUCAAAGAAGGACAGAUUAUAAAGGUGCAUGGCAAUAAAGACACAGAUGGGUUCUAUCGAGGAGAAAUAAGUGGGCGAUUAGGUCUUAUCCCCUGUAAUAUGAUCUCUGAAAUACAGACGGAUGAUGAAGAGAUGAUGGAACAACUCAUCAAACAAGGAUUCCUUCCACUCAACACACCAGUUGAGAAAAUAGUGAACUGCAGUCGUUUCAAAGACAGUGUGCGUUCAGUUAACCGCAGGUCCAGAAAGUCCAAGAGAGAAAGAAACCGUCGAAGUGGUAGACAGCAUUCCGUAUCCACAAGGAGGAUGGUUGCACUCUAUGAUUAUGACCCGAGAGAAAGCUCACCAAAUGUUGAUGUUGAGACAGACACAGAGAGGGAGACUCAGUUUGGGAAAGAGAGGCUGAAACUCGAGGCUGAGUUAACAUUUUGUGCAGGUGAUAUCCUAACAGUUUUUGGCGAAAUUGAUGAAGAUGGAUUUUAUUAUGGGGAAAUUAAUGGUCACAAAGGUCUUGUUCCUUCCAACUUUCUUGAAGAAGUGCCUGAAGAUGUUGAAGUCUUUCUCUCUGAUACCCCAUCUCAAUUUGUGCAUGACCCGCCACUGCGGACAAAGACUAAAAGGGUUCCCUCAGAAAACAUGGCUAACCCCAGAAGAGCUCCUUCUCCAACUGUGACCCAACAGCCUCCACCAGGACCAGGAACAAUAGGGGCCGGAAGUCCGAUAAGGACUAGGGAUAUGUCUGGAAAAAAGAAAAAGGGACUGUUCUCUAAAGGGAAAAAACUACUUAAAAAACUAGGGGGUGUAAAAUAAGUUUACUGAAGCACGAAAUCGUAAAACUUGGCUACAUGUGUCACAAGUAUUAUGGGAUGGGGGGGAUUCAAAUACUUCCCACUUGUAAAUUAAACACUGUGCAGUGGGGUUGGGGGGUUAAACACACUGGGGGAAUGACCCAUGUUUUAAAAGCUGCACUCCCAACUGUUGAAACUGUUGAUCCAUAUUGAUCUAGAUAUUAAUAUGUCACAUUUAUUUGAUUAUAUGAAUGUGGUCAAGUGAAGAAACGUUGUUUACAUUAGCAAUGCUCUAAUAGACUCCUUUUUAUAACCCUUUUCAAUAUUUACGAGUACAAUAGUUAAGAAAAGGGGCACCAUAGGACCAAAUUCAUGAAGAGCACAAAACUGGAUAAGCAAAUUUAAAACAGUGUGCAAUGGAUGUCAAAUGUUUGGGGGUCCACUGCAGUAUUGAUCAAGCCUACCUUCAUACAAAUACUCACAGCACCCAAGACAUCACCUACACACCUGCGUCCUGUGCUUCUAAAGCUGGGAACCUGCUACUGCAUCCACGUGUGACGAAUUCCCUAGUUGGAGCAAAGCCACGUUCUUGCCUUAUUAACGCCUAAUGUCUUGUUCUCUGUCCAGUUACAGUACUGUAUGUUUGUGUGCACUGAUCCCAUUAACAUGUCACCAAGUAGCAAUCAGGCGUGAAGUGCACAACAUGGGGCCCGGCCUGAAACUGUGAGCUGCUGAGGUCAUCACGAGCUCCUUAUCAACACCCGUACCCCGGACAGACCCUAAGUCACGACUCAUUAAUACUUGGAGACAAUACUCCGCAGACGGGAGCUCCAUAUUCAGUAAACAACAUGGCAUCCUGGCACGGGGGACGGAAUAACCAAUCAGUGGGAAUACAAAUUUAGACACAACCAUGCACACACACUCACUCAUUCAUCUUUGGGUUGUACCAUCUUGUGCUUUGCUUCCAAGAUUAUAACUUUAAGUUGAGCAUCCAUCAGCGAUACAAGACAAAUCACAAUGUACAGGCCCCUCACAAACUUGUAGCCGUAUACAGUUCGAGGUCUUGUACCUCGCAUUACGUGUACCAGGCUAUAACCGUCAGUCGGCUCAGACUCAGUUAUUUUGCAAAUGAAACAAAAUCUCUGCACAAAACUCAUCCGCCUACUUCAAACAAAUGCAUUUACUUUAACCAAUCAGGUUGUUGUCUGUCUAAUGUUUUAUUACCUUUAUAGAAAAAAAAAUCCAACAACCUCUGCUUCAUUCCUACACCGGACGCAGUCCAUCUUUUGAAGUUGUCCACCUGUGGCACACUAAAGUGGCACAGAAACGAUACGAGGUCAUUCGUGUCCUCUCUGUCAGCAGGUCCUGAAAGACCCCCAGUGAAAACCACAUCAGACUUUUGUGAGGCCCGCAGGCUUCCUCCGACGUCAGUCAGUAGCUGCAUGUUACUUUAUGGAUUACACAACUGACAGUAUGGCACCUGGAACUUUCAUUUCUAAGGACCAGCAACUUCAAACAUCCAAGCCUGCCAAACUAAACAAGUUAACAAAGCAGAGCUUAGCCAAACAGCCCCUCUGAGGAGAGCACCCCAGUACUCGAAUACUGCUUAUAUGAUACUACAUAUUGUUUGAGUGUGCGCUGCUCUUUUUUGUACUUUGUCCAGUUGUAAAUUGUUUUUAAAUGUU